UCCAUUGCUUAUUUAGUAUAUUACUAUAAAUUAAUCAUGGGAAAACUAGAUGUGAAAGUUAUGCGUUAUCUUACCAAAGAAGAUUUUCGUAUUUUAACAGCAAUUGAAAUGGGUAUGAAAAAUCAUGAGUUAGUACCUGAAGUACUAGUUGCACAAAUUGCAAAUUUACGUCAUGGAGGACUGCAUAAAAUAUUAAAAGAGCUAUGUAAGCAUCGGUUAUUAAGUUAUGAAACAACAAAACAUUAUCAGGGUUAUAGAUUGACAAAUACUGGUUAUGAUUAUUUGGCUUUAAAAACCUUGACAGCACGGGAAAUAAUCGAUUCUUUUGGAAAUCAAAUAGGUGUUGGAAAAGAAUCAAAUAUAUAUGUUGUUUCAAAUAAAAAUGAGAUUGCUUAUUGUCUGAAAUUGCACAGAUUGGGUAGAAUAUGUUUUCGAAAGGUUAAGGCUAAAAGAGAUUAUUAUCAACAUAGAAAGUACAUGUCAUGGCUUUAUUUGUCAAGAAUAUCUGCCACAAAAGAAUUUACUUUUAUGAAAGCCCUCCAUAACAGAGGAUUUCCUGUACCUAUGCCUAUAGAUUUCAAUCGUCACUGUGUUAUAAUGGAACUUAUAGAUGGUGUACCUCUUUGUAACAUUCAUGAAGUUAAAAAUAUUGAAAAAUUAUAUGAUACUCUAAUGAACAUCAUUUGUAAACUAGCACACUGUGGUGUUAUUCAUGGAGAUUUUAAUGAAUUCAAUAUCAUGCUUAAGCCUGAUGAAAAACCUAUUAUUAUUGAUUUUCCACAAAUGAUAUCAACUGAUCAUGAUGAAGCUGAAUUAUAUUUUAGUCGAGAUGUUCAUUGUAUUCAACAAUUUUUUAGAAGACGUUUUUCAUAUGAAAGUAGUUUAUAUCCUAAAUUUCAAGAUGUUCUAAAGAAAAGCAAUACAAAUAAAACAAUUUUAAAAGUAAUAUUAAAGUCUCCUUCAAUUAGUGAUAAUGAAGAUUAUCAAUUGUACGAUACUGACAGUGAUGAGGAUAUAGAAGAAUUAGGGCAAAAAAUAUUAACCUUAGAAAUUACAAAUAAUGAACUUCAAAAUGAUUAUAAGCAUAAGACAAAUAAAUCAUAUAAUAAUUCAACAACAGAAAGAGAUAAUAUUCAAUGCAUUCAAAGUGAUACUUAUAAUAUAGAAAAUACGGAAACUUCAUGCGGGACAAAAUUUAUGGCUAAAAAGAGAAUACGUUCAGAAUUACUAAAGUGUGCAAAAAGAAUGGAAAAUAAGAAAAAUCUUAAGAAAGCUACCACGUCAUCAAAGAGUAGGAAAGAAAAUAAAUGUAUUGGAAAAGAAUACAUUGGACUCUGGGGAAACGAUUAAAGGAAAAAUAUUUUCAAAGCUUCUAUACAAUUUUAUAUAUAGUGUAAGACUUCAGUG
Messenger RNA from Ceratosolen solmsi marchali, 1407 nucleotides. Its product is annotated as serine/threonine-protein kinase rio2-like. NCBI's taxonomy places the organism in Eukaryota, Metazoa, Arthropoda, Insecta, Hymenoptera, Agaonidae. Gene Ontology annotation, molecular function: protein serine/threonine kinase activity; ATP binding. The transcript has a single exon. Gene Ontology annotation, cellular component: nucleus; cytosol; preribosome, small subunit precursor. Bases 37 to 1350 code for a protein of 437 amino acids. Gene Ontology annotation, biological process: protein phosphorylation; maturation of SSU-rRNA. The record is from RefSeq and is a predicted model, not a curated record.